AUGCAGGAUUCAACUAAGUAUACAGCCUUAAUAAUACCUGUACAUUUCCAACUACCACUUACGCAAAAAGUUUACAGCAGUAGUUCGAUAGAAAAACUUCUACAAUUUGUUCUUGCGAAACCAGAUAGAAGUAACAGAUCUAAUAGCAAUAAUUUAAGGCAACUUAAAAAUGAAGAGUCAAUUGUUUUGGAUAAUGGCGAGAAAUACUUAUCUAAAUGGUCUGUUAACAUGAAGCGUAUCAAGUCAACAAAUGGUAAAUUAACAGUUCAUUUAGCUAUAACUGGUAAUACAAUUUAUUUUUGUUAUUAAAAUACGUAGGUGUUCCAUUAAAAUAUAUUUUAUUUUCAUUUUUCUAUUUUAGGAAAUUUAUUAAGUGACUAUCGAGGUACAAUAAUAGACGAAUUUUAUGAUGCUGGGUUAUUAAUAAGAAGGGAAGAAAAUGAUUUAAUUGUAACUACAAAUGGGGUAUACAGAUUAGUUGGAAAUAUUAUUUUUGGAUCUCCAGAUGGAUUUUACAAUAUGUGUUUACACGUUGGAGGUAUACCAUGGGCUUGGAGACAAAUUGUUGAUUGUUUGUCAAAAACUAAUAAAAGAAAUAAAAAAAAGUCAACAAUAAAUUUUACUUUGAAAUCUCCCGCCGGGCCGCCGAUCAAGACAAGAAAAUAUGUCCUAAAAGAUCAGGUAAAAUCAAUUGGUAAUUUAUUAUUCGAUUUUAUAACUUGUCAAAAGUUUAAUGAGUUCUAUGAAUAUAAUGAUGAUAUUAUGCUUGGAUAGAAUAGUAACAAAGAAACAAUGAAAGUAGAUGGUGAAGGUACACACAAAAGGACAAGGUUUGGAAGAGCUAUUAGAAAACCGAGUAAACCAAAUCUAAGAUUAUGA
This is a messenger RNA of Cinara cedri, 879 nucleotides long. The record is from the annotation of a GenBank genome assembly. Lineage: Eukaryota; Metazoa; Arthropoda; Insecta; Hemiptera; Aphididae.